Molecule: messenger RNA, 1357 nt
Organism: Meloidogyne enterolobii
Lineage: Eukaryota; Metazoa; Nematoda; Chromadorea; Rhabditida; Meloidogynidae
Source: the annotation of a GenBank genome assembly
AUGACAAUUUUACACAAAUCUGCAGGUAUUUUUAUUGUCAGUGCAAAGCGUUGUGCAUUUGGCGCUUUUGGCAAAACAUUAAAAGAUUAUACGGCGACAGACUUGGCAGAAAUUGUAUCAAAAGCAGCAUUGAAAGCUUCUUCAAUUUCUCCAGAAAAUAUUGACCACGUUAUUUUUGGUAAUGUUAUACAAUCAUCCAAAGAUGCUGCUUAUCUUGCUCGACAUGUCGGUCUUCGUGUGGAAAUUCCAGUUCAUGUUCCUGCCGUGACAGUUAAUCGACUUUGCGGUUCUGGAUUUGAAGCGAUUGUGCAGGCCGCUCAGCAAAUUAUUUCUGGCGAUUCUAAAGUUGUUUUAGCUGGCGGGACAGAAUCUAUGAGUCAAGCUCCUUUUGCUGUUCGAAAUAUAAGAUUUGGAUCACAACUUGGAGUUAAUUAUGAGUUUGAAGACGUUCUUUGGCAAGGAUUGGUUGAUCAACAAAUAAAAAUGCCAAUGGGAAUUACUGCUGAAAAUUUGGGUGAAAAGUAUAAAAUUACACGUCAGGAGGCUGAUGAAUAUGCUGCCAAGUCACAACAGAGAUGGCGACUAGCAAAUAAUGCAGGCUAUUUCAAAUCAGAAAUUGAGCCAAUUAAAAUCAAAGGGAAAAAGGGAACUGAGACAUUAUUUGAAGUUGACGAACAUCCACGGGAGGUUUCUGCUGAACAACUUGCCAAGUUGCCACCUGUUUUUAAGAAAAAUGGACUUGUCAAUGCAGGAAAUGCUUCGGGUGUUUGUGAUGGUGCAUCUGCUGUUAUUGUGGCCGAUGAAGAAUCUGUCGAGAAACAUCAUUUAACUCCACUUGUUCGUAUUUUGGGUUGGCAAAGUGUUGGAUGUGAUCCAACAAUUAUGGGGAUUGGACCUGUCGAAGCAAUUCGUAUUCUUUGCAAAAAGUCUGGAGUUGAAUUGAAUAAAAUUGAUUUAAUUGAGGUAAACGAAGCAUUUGCUCCGCAAGUUUUAUCUGUUCAACGCGAAUUAGGAAUUGAUUUGGAUCGUCUAAAUGUUAAUGGUGGUGCAAUUGCUUUAGGACAUCCAUUGGCAGCAAGUGGUGCUCGUAUAACUGCUCAUUUAGCUUAUGAAUUGAAAAGAAGAAAUGUCCGUUAUGGAAUUGGUUCUGCAUGUAUUGGAGGUGGUCAGGGAAUUGCUUUGUUAUUUGAAAAUGUUCAAUAAUAAAGAAAGGAGAGUUAUUGGAAUACAUGUAUUUUUUAAAAAAUAUUUUAAUCAAAAUAUUUGACUUUUUAAAUAAUCCAAAUUUUGAAAAAUUGCUCCAAUAAAAUUUUUUAAAGUUUUUUCUGGUGUAAAAUAAUAAUAGCCCCCUCCUGAA